AUGAACCCCAAGGCGGCUUCCAAGAAGCGCAAGGCUGUCACCCGCGAUGUGGAGGAGGAAGCUGGUGUUUUCUCCGGUGACGAGCUGAGCAAAGGCAACAUUGACGGAGCUCUUUCCGACAACGCCAACGAUCUCUCAGAGAGCGAAGACAGUGACUCGGAGGUUGAAUUGGUCGAUGAAUUCAGUGAUGACGAGGAUGAAGACGAGGAAGAAGAAUUGGACAGUGACGAGAUCCCCUCCGACACCGAAGGCGACAAGCCGGCUGCCGGUGAACGUAACUUCCGUGUUGUGAAGGACGCCAACGGAAACGACCGUUACCUUUGGGACGAAAUCCACCCCGACGACAAUUCCGAAAUUUCCGAGGCCGAUGAAAACGCCAACACCAUUGGCGACAUUCCCUUGAAGUUCUACGACGAAUAUCCCCACAUCGGUUACGAUAUCAAUGGAAAGAAGAUCAUGCGCCCCGCCAAGGGCGAGGCCCUAGAUGCUUUGCUUGAUAGCAUUGAAAUCCCCAAGGGCUGGACUGGUCUCACCGAUCCCAAGACCGGUAAGCCAUUGGAGCUUAGCCAGGAUGAAUUGGAGUUGCUGCGCAAAGUGCAGAUGAACGAGGUUCCCUCUGAGGGCUAUGACCCUUAUGAGCCUACAGUGGAAUGGUUCACCAGUCAGACUGAGAUCAUGCCAUUGAGCGCAGCUCCCGAGCCCAAGCGUCGCUUUGUGCCAUCUAAGCAUGAGCAGAAGCGCGUUAUGAAGCUUGUGAAGGCUAUCCGCGAGGGUCGCAUUCUGCCAUACAAGGCCCCCGAGGACAAGGAGGACAAGGAGGAGGCUCUCAUUAACUAUGACCUGUGGGCCGACGAAGCUGAGCGACCAGACCAUGUCAUGCACAUCCCGGCUCCCAAACUUCCACCUCCAGGUUACGAAGAGAGUUACCACCCGCCUGCUGAGUACCUGCCCGACAACAAGGAACGCAAGGAAUGGGCGCAAACAGAUCCCGAGGACCGUGAGAAGGACUUCUUGCCCAACGACUUUGGCUCUCUCCGCAGAGUCCCUGGAUACGACAACUUCGUCCAGGAGAAGUUCGAGCGUUGCUUGGACCUCUACCUUGCCCCUCGUGUGCGUCGCAGCAAGCUGAACAUCGACCCCGAAAGUCUUCUUCCCAAGCUUCCCAGCCCCGAGGAGCUGAAGCCCUUCCCAACUGCUUGCGCCACAGUGUUCCGCGGCCACAAGGGCCGUGUGCGCUCCGUCAACGUGGACCCAACCGGAAUCUGGCUGGCCACCGGUGGCGACGACGGUACUGUCCGCGUCUGGGAGCUCCUCACUGGUCGCCAGCUGUGGAGUGUCAAGUUGAGUGACGAUGAGGCCAUCAACGUUGUCCGCUGGCGCCCAGGCAAGGAUGGUGUCAUCCUUGCUGCCGCCGCAGGCGACGAUAUCUUCCUUUGCGUGCCCCCAAUUGUCGACCCUGAGAUCGAGAAGGCCAGUUUGGACCUCCUCGACGCAGGCUGGGGUUUCGCUGCCUCCAGACCCGCCCCUAGUGCCUCCGAGGAGGGCAAGAAGAACGCGCCUCCCACCUGGAUCCGACCCUCAUCUGCCCUCCUGGACGCCGGUGUGUGCGUGGUCAUCCCCCUGCGCUACGUCCCCAAGUCUAUCUCUUGGCACCGCCGUGGUGACUACUUCGUCACCGUCUGCUCGGGAGCCUCGACCCCUGCCUCCGUCGCAAUCUCCAUUCACACAACUGCUCACUUCCACCCGUCGAAGCCGAUUCUCUUCGUCGCGAACCAGCGCUCCAUCCGUGCCUACGAUCUUUCCCGUCAGCUCCUUGUCAAGAUCUUGCAGCCUGGUGCCCGCUGGAUCUCGUCCUUUGAUAUCCACCCAACCUCAUCCAGCGCCUCAGGCGGCGACAACAUCAUUAUUGGUUCUUAUGAUCGCCGGCUGCUUUGGCACGAUCUCGAUCUCUCUCAGCGUCCUUACAAGACCCUUCGCUACCACAAAAAGGCCAUUCGUGCUGUCAAGUUCCACCCCAGUGGACGUUACCCGCUUUUCGCGGAUGCUUCCGACGAUGGAUCCCUCCAGAUCUUCCACGGCAGCGUUACUGGCGAUAUGCUCAGCAACGCCACCAUUGUGCCAUUGAAGGUUCUGAAGGGCCACAAGAUCACUGGCGAGUUGGGUGUGCUCGAUAUCGAUUGGCAUCCGCGUGAGGCGUGGGCCGUCAGUGCUGGUGCCGAUGGAACGUGUCGCUUGUGGAUGUAA
Messenger RNA from Penicillium brevicompactum, 2244 nucleotides. RefSeq names its product ribosome biogenesis protein ERB1 (gene erb1). NCBI's taxonomy places the organism in Eukaryota, Fungi, Ascomycota, Eurotiomycetes, Eurotiales, Aspergillaceae. The transcript is spliced from 2 exons. The record is from RefSeq and is a predicted model, not a curated record. The coding region runs from base 1 to 2244 and encodes 747 amino acids. Gene Ontology annotation, cellular component: PeBoW complex; preribosome, large subunit precursor. Gene Ontology annotation, biological process: ribosome biogenesis; maturation of LSU-rRNA from tricistronic rRNA transcript (SSU-rRNA, 5.8S rRNA, LSU-rRNA). Gene Ontology annotation, molecular function: protein binding; ribonucleoprotein complex binding.